AUGCGCCGCGCCCGAAACGAGAUCGCGGUCGGCGGUUUGAAGCUGGCAGCAGACCUGGCAACAGACCAGCACCUCGGCGCCCUUUCCACCGAGUUCGAUGGCGCGUACCCGCCCUACCUCAGCCCGAGCAGCCGCACCACCACCAACCUCCCCGCUUUCGACCCAUCAUCGAACCUCACCAUGUUUCAUGCUUUGUUGUACCAACGCGCCGCGUCCUGA
Thermothelomyces thermophilus ATCC 42464 is the source of this 219-nucleotide messenger RNA. RefSeq lists its product as uncharacterized. NCBI's taxonomy places the organism in Eukaryota, Fungi, Ascomycota, Sordariomycetes, Sordariales, Chaetomiaceae. The record is from RefSeq and is a predicted model, not a curated record. The coding region runs from base 1 to 219 and encodes 72 amino acids. The transcript has 3 exons.